GGUUGUUUGUUUUUGUUUUACACGGCUCUGAUAUUGCUCGCCUCGUCAUUGUGUUGCCGCUACUACGCGGCUCUUAAUCGCUGAUUUCGAUGUGUUUGCUGUCGCCUGCCACCUUAUUCCACCUCCAGUAAACCCAUGUCCUCGUGCGCCUCGCCUCCUCCGCGCACCCCUGCUCACGCUCCGCGGUGCCCGCGGUCACAAUGUCCACUCCGCCCGUAGACCCGCUCUCGGCUGUGGAAAGCGGGCCCCAGUCGCACUAUUUCCAGCUGCCCAGAAAGUUGCCUAAACGCAAGAGCCGCUUCAAACGCUCGGAUGGCAGCACGUCCUCAGACACAACAUCCAGUUUCAUUAAACGGCAGGGGUCGGCUGAUUCCUAUACCAGUAGACCAUCGGAUUCCGACCUGUCAGCAGAGGAGGACCGCGAGGCGUAUCGGCGUGAAGCCGAGCGCCAGGCACAACUUCAGCUCGACAGAGCUAAGUCCAAACCUGUAGCGUUUGCAGUAAAGACAAAUGUGAGUUACUGUGGAGCUCUGGAUGAGGACUGCCCUGUACAAGGAGCUGCAGUCAACUUUGAUGCCAAAGACUUCCUGCACAUCAAAGAAAAGUACAGUAAUGACUGGUGGAUCGGCCGGCUAGUCAAGGAGGGAGCUGACAUUGCCUUCAUCCCUAGCCCGCUGAGACUGGAGGCAAUGAGACUCAAACAAGAGCAGAAACAGAGAAAAACAGGGGGCAACUCCUCCAGUUUAGGAGACAUGGUGACUGGGAGCUGGCGGACCACACCACCAUCUGCAGGUGAAUCUAAACAGAAGCAAAAACAGGAACAUGUCCCUCCAUAUGAUGUGGUGCCCUCCAUGAGGCCGGUGGUCCUCGUGGGACCAUCACUCAAGGGUUAUGAGGUUACAGAUAUGAUGCAGAAAGCCCUUUUUGACUUCCUGAAACACAGAUUUGAAGGAAGAAUCUCAAUCACACGUGUCACUGCCGACCUGUCUUUAGCCAAGAGAUCUGUCCUCAAUAAAAGACCCAUAAUGGAGAGGUCCAACACUCGCUCCAGUUUGGCGGAGGUUCAAAGCGAAAUCGAGAGGAUAUUUGAACUGGCCAAAACGCUGCAGCUGGUGGUUCUGGAUGCGGACACCAUCAACCAUCCGGCGCAGCUCGCCAAAACCUCCCUCGCGCCCAUCGUUGUCUACGUUAAAGUCUCCUCACCAAAGGUGCUCCAGAGGCUGAUCAAGUCCAGGGGGAAGUCUCAGAGCAAGCACCUGAAUGUGCAGAUGAUGGCUGCAGACAAACUCACUCAGUGCCCCCCUGAUUUGUUUGAUGUCAUUUUGGAUGAAAACCAGCUGGAGGAUGCUUGUGAGCAUUUGGCUGAAUACCUGGAGAUAUACUGGCGGGCCACUCAUCUCCCAGGCACCACCCCUCUUAAUCCUCUUUUAGAGCAGAGUCUGAUGACCCCGCCGUCCGCCAACUCCAGUCUCCAGAACAAGAACCAGCCGCAGGCUAGUGAGGCGGUGGGUUUGGAGGCCGAGGCGCAGGAAGGGGAGGAGGAAGACGAGGCAGGCGAGGAGGCCCUCUCCCCCUUGGAGCAGGACAGUCUCAUGCCAUCAGACGAGGCUAGCGACUCCCUGUCUCACGGCCAGAGGGGGAGCCCGUGCCAGAGGGUGGGAGAAGACGACGAGGAAGAGGAGGAGGAUGGGUACGCCUCUCCGUGCCCCGGCCGCGCAUACAGGGGUAUGUACCCCGCGCACCGGGGCCACGCCGUCGGCCACAACGCCAACAGUCACGAGUCGCAGGACAGGCUGCUUCAAAGUGAAGCCCAGCAGGGUCACAACCACAGAAUCAACCGCCAGCGCAGUCGCCCUUGGCCUCGAGACACCUACUGAGGAAUCCACAAGUCCAGGUCUAUUUUUACAGCAUCACUUUAUCGCCACCGAGGGGACAUUUUGACAUCUCCGGGCCGAUUGUCAGAUUGUCAACAGGGCUACUCUGCAAUGGAAUGUCUCUUCAGGCAAACUUGUGCUGCUUUGCCAGUGUUUCUCUAUUGUAGGAUGUCUCCAUAUCCAGUAUACUGGCCUUAAAGCAAAACAUGUUUAGUUAUCUUUACUGUUGCAUGUGUGACUAGAGUAUCAUUAUUUGGAGACUAUUUGCACAUUGAUGCCAGAACAGGGGCCGAAUGAUCUCUAUGGCUAAACUAAUGUAGGAAUGUUUACUGUCGAAUUCACAGAUGGAAGAUACUCAUGCAUUUUCGGAUCAUGUAAAUACUGAAUGGGCACGGAGUUUAGUUACAUUGCUUCUUGAUUUGGUCGCUUGUUUCAGAUACACGCUGCCGCCCACGUUUUGUCGUAAACUUACGAAGAUAACGAAUGGCACAUUGCAAGAGUGAAGCUGCAGUACAUGACACUGUCACCACCAGUGCAUCUCUCUCUCUCUCUCUCUCUUUCUCUCUGCUAUUGCACAAUCACUUGCGAACACCUUGAAAAAGCAGACGGGCACAGAGAAUGUAAACACGUGUAAAAAAAACAAAAGGGAAUGUUGGUGCCCAAAUUGCUUGUUUACGUCGACCCGUUGUCCGCACAUGAAGCACGCGGUGGCCUCCGAGAAUGUUCGUUUGCAUGCCUCGCGGUGUCUCUGCACCACCCUGUCAUCCGAUUGUAGCACAUUCUUUGAUUGUAGCAUCCCCAGGUUCCACACUAGCCUCUCCUUAAUCAUUGCGCCCCGUUGUGUACUGCAGUUUUCCCACGGCCGACCCUCAGGUGUCCCUCAGCUCCAUGUGACAAGCGUGUGGCGAAGGACUCGCAGCUGUAGCACCUGCCCGCGACAUGACAUAACGUCAUCGCGUUCUUACGCAGUCAGCCUGCGAGCGUCUCGCAGGGUUCAUACCAGCUGACUUAAGGAAUUACUUGUUUACUGCUUCUAUGUCGCAUAUGUAUCUAGUGUUGUAUGUAUAUUUUGAAGAGGAAAAAAACAGCAUGAUUGAGAAAAAAGACAAAAAAAAAAAACUAUGCAAGUGCUGCAUGAAUUCUGAUUCUUUUGACCGUUAAGUAUUUUAGUAAUGCAUCUUUUCUGGUUUUGCCCGUUGUAUUGCAGUGAUAGUCUUCUUUGUGGCGGUUUCCUUCUCCACUUACUACAAAAAGCACUCUAACUCACACCCACAAGUUCAAGUUGAGAUGGGCACUCGCUUACUUGACGCCCUUAGAAAUUCCUUCACUGAAAAUGGUCUCCAGAUCAGAUUGAUGUCCUGCAUGUCUUAGCUCUUCAAUUAGCUAUUUUCAUUCUAUUUUGCCAGAGUGGACCAAUGAUUAAACAACUGAUGAAGCGGUUGAGGGUUAUUUCCAAUUUAUGAAGCACAAUUUUUACAAGGUUGUCAUUUAGUUUCCUAUGUCUUAUUCUGUAUGCAAUACUAAGCCUAAAAUUGAAAAAUGAAACGCCUUACACCAUCUGGACUUCGUCUUCAGUGUGAGUACAAAAAAAAAAAAAGAAAAAAAUUGCACUACUCCUUUUUGAGGAUGGUUGCUUUGUAAUGCAAUAACUGCACUAAAUCUAACAGUGUAUCCACCACACUACCACAGCGUGCUAGCGUAACACAACACGCCUCUUCCCGCUCCCGUUCACAAGGUGUACAAAGUGAAACAUUUCCUGCCUGAUGCUGUAAAGAAUGCUUUCUUUUUGAAAAAUAGAUUUACAAUGCUAAGAAAAUUAUGACUUCAACAAA
Messenger RNA from Phycodurus eques (leafy seadragon), 3706 nucleotides. It is a transcript of the gene cacnb3a, whose product is annotated as calcium channel, voltage-dependent, beta 3a. NCBI's taxonomy places the organism in Eukaryota, Metazoa, Chordata, Actinopteri, Syngnathiformes, Syngnathidae. Gene Ontology annotation, molecular function: high voltage-gated calcium channel activity; protein binding. Gene Ontology annotation, biological process: calcium ion transmembrane transport; regulation of voltage-gated calcium channel activity; chemical synaptic transmission. Bases 201 to 1877 code for a protein of 558 amino acids. The transcript has 14 exons. The record is from RefSeq and is a predicted model, not a curated record. Gene Ontology annotation, cellular component: voltage-gated calcium channel complex.